AUGGAAUAUUAUAGGAAGAUAGAAUUAAAAGGAAAAGGUAGUUAUGGAUAAGCAAUAUUGGUUUAAAGUAAAUAAGAUAGAAAAUUUUAUAUAAUGAAGGUAAUUUGAAAGCUAUUAUAGAUAAUAGAUGCUUCUAAAUUCGACAUGAAAGAAAAGGAAAAUGCUUUAAAUGAAAUAGAUGUUUUAAAGAAUUUACAUCAUCCAUGUAUUAUUGAAUAUAGAGAAUCUUUUGUUGAUAAAAAGUAAAUUAGUUUUGUUAAAAAUUUAGUAAAUAUUUAUGUAUUGUAAUGGAUUAUGCAGAAGAAGGAACUUUGUAUUAAAGACUUGAACAAUAGAAAUAAAAAUAAGAACAAUUGGAAGAGUCUUAAAUAAUUGAAUGGUUUACAUAAAUUUGUUUAGCUGUCAAAUAUAUUCAUGAUAGACGAAUCAUACAUAGAGAUAUAAAAACUCAAAAUAUUUUUAUUUCAAAAGGAGAAAUUAAAUUAGGAGAUUUUGGAAUUUCUAAAUCUUUAAUUAAUUCUGAAGAUCUCUGUUAGACUGCUAUAGGUACUCCAUACUAUAUCAGUCCUGAAGUAUGUUAAAGAAUUCCUUAUGAUUUCAAAUCAGAUAUUUGGAGCUUAGGUUGUAUGUUAUAUGAAAUGAUGGCUUUAAAACAUGCAUUUGAUGCCAAAAGUAUAUUUUCUUAUUCAUUUUAGCAAUGGAAGGUCUGGUUCUUAAAAUUAUUAGUGGAAAAUACUAGCCAAUACCUACAUGUUAUUCUUAAGAAUUAAUACAAUUAUUAAAAGAUAUUCUACAUAUAGAUCCAUAAAAAAGACUCAACAUCAAUCAAAUUUUAGAUUAUAGAAUAAUAAAAAAAGCAAGAAAUGAUUUCGUAAAAAGAAAAACUUGCAAUUUAUCAAAGAUAUAAUUUAUUUCUGGAUAAAUUAACAAAAAUUAAAAUCAUUCUACAAAACUUAGACAUUAUUAAAGUGAAUAAAAAUUCAAUGGAGAAUCCCUUGCAGAUUCUAUUGAAAAUAUGAGAAUGGAUCUUGAAGAAUAAUUAGGAAUCGAUAACUUUAUUUUAAUUUAUAAUUCAUUGGUACUAUAAUUUAUGAUUAUUAGAUUAGAAAAAUGAGGAAGAUCCUUCAAAGUUUUGUGAUUAAAUAAUUAUAGAUAAAAUUAAUCAACUUCUUCGAUUAGAACAAUUAAUAUUUUGA
Molecule: messenger RNA, 1196 nt
Organism: Paramecium sonneborni
Lineage: Eukaryota; Ciliophora; Oligohymenophorea; Peniculida; Parameciidae
Source: the annotation of a GenBank genome assembly